CCUGUAGUUUUCUGUAGUGCCAUGGACGGACGUUUAGAGACUGAUUUGUAUCCUCUGGGAUCCAGUUACGUCACUGACAGUGUCCAUGAUAUUACAGUUGGCACAAAGAGGGGAUCUGACGAACUCUUUUCCUCCUGCAUAUCAAACGGACCAUAUAUCAUGAGCUCUGGAGCAGCAAAUGGUAAUGACAGCAAGAAAUUUAAAGGGGACAUCAGGAGCCCAGGCAUUCCAUCACGCGUCGUACACGUGCGUAAACUCCCAAACGACAUAAACGAAGCGGAGGUCAUCUCUCUGGGUUUGCCCUUCGGAAAAGUGACCAAUCUUUUGAUGCUUAAAGGAAAGAACCAGGCCUUCCUCGAGAUGAACACAGAAGAGUCUGCUCAGACCAUGGUCAGUUACUACUCCUCUGUUACUCCGGUCAUCCGCAACCACCCAAUCUUCAUACAGUACUCCAAUCACAAGGAACUGAAGACGGACAAUUCUCCCAACCAAGUGAGGGCCCAGGCAGCGCUGCAGGCGGUGAAUGCAGUCCAGACCGGCAGCAUGUCUAUGGGGAGUGUGGAUGGGUCAGGCAUGGGCGGCCAGAGCCCUGUGCUCAGAGUGAUUGUUGAGAACCUCUUCUAUCCUGUUACUCUGGAUGUCCUUCAUCAGAUCUUCUCUAAAUUUGGCACGGUGCUGAAGAUCAUAACGUUUACCAAAAAUAACCAGUUCCAAGCCCUGGUCCAGUACUCAGAUGGAAUGACUGCUCAGCACGCUAAGCUGUCUUUAGAUGGACAAAACAUCUAUAAUGCUUGCUGCACCCUGCGCAUCAGUUUCUCCAAACUCACUAGUCUGAACGUUAAAUACAACAACGAUAAGAGUCGGGACUACACGCGUCCGGACCUGCCCACCGGAGACAGCCAGCCUUCCAUCGACCCCCAGACCAUGGCAGCAGCUUUCACCGCUCCCGGUAUUAUCUCUGCCGCUCCGUACGCCAGCGCUCAUGGCUUCCCCCCGACUUUUGCCAUCCAGCAAGCAGCAGGUCUUUCCAUCCCCGGUGUGCCAAGUGCCCUGGCCUCGCUGGGCGUGCCCGGGGCUGCCGCUGCCGCCGCCGCCGCCGCUGCAGCCGGGCGACUGGGUCUGUCCAGCCUCAGCGCUGGAGGUCACAGCGUCCUCCUGGUCAGCAACCUGAACCCUGAGAGCGUUACGCCCCAAUGCCUCUUUAUUCUUUUCGGUGUUUAUGGUGAUGUAAUGAGGGUGAAGAUCCUGUUCAAUAAGAAGGAGAAUGCCUUGGUGCAGAUGGCAGACGGAACCCAAGCUCAGCUAGCCAUGAGCCACCUGAACGGACAGAAGCUGCACGGCAAGUCGAUCCGUGUGACUCUGUCCAAACACACCACUGUUCAGCUCCCACGCGAGGGCCACGAGGACCAAGGGCUCACCAAGGACUACAGCAACUCACCCCUUCACCGUUUCAAAAAACCCGGCUCGAAGAACUACUCCAACAUCUUCCCUCCCUCAGCCACACUCCAUCUCUCCAACAUCCCACCUUCUGUUACUGAAGACGACCUCAGGGGACUGUUUCUCAGUUCGGGUGCCACAGUCAAAGCUUUCAAGUUUUUCCAGAAAGACCGCAAAAUGGCCCUCAUUCAGAUGGGGUCGGUGGAGGAAGCCAUCGAGUCGCUUAUCGAAUUCCACAAUCACGAUCUGGGAGAGAACCAUCACCUGAGAGUGUCCUUCUCCAAGUCCACCAUCUGAAGGAGUGCGACAUGGGGGUGGUGACAUCACACAGGAGAGGGGCAAGGACUGACACUUAAGACCAAACUUUAAAAAAACAAAAAAAAAAGCCUUCCACAAUUUAUCACUGUGGACAAAUAUUUUCCACAAG
Molecule: messenger RNA, 1864 nt
Organism: Chanos chanos (milkfish)
Lineage: Eukaryota; Metazoa; Chordata; Actinopteri; Gonorynchiformes; Chanidae
Gene: ptbp1a
Product: polypyrimidine tract binding protein 1a
Exons: 16
Coding region: 22-1734 (570 amino acids)
Biological process (GO): mRNA processing
Cellular component (GO): nucleus
Molecular function (GO): RNA binding
Source: RefSeq, a predicted model, not a curated record